Messenger RNA from Sphenostylis stenocarpa, 2298 nucleotides. Lineage: Eukaryota; Viridiplantae; Streptophyta; Magnoliopsida; Fabales; Fabaceae. The record is from the annotation of a GenBank genome assembly.
AUGCAAAAUUCAUCUUCCUUCUCCUACUCAACUCAAAGAAAAAUGGAGGGCCCCAGUGAGAUGGGUCUCAUUGGGGAAAAUUUUGAUGCUGGUUUGAUGGGGAGGAUGAGGGACGAUGAGUAUGAAAGCCGUUCUGGAAGUGAUAACUUCGAUGGUGUAUCUGGCGAUGAUCAAGAUGGUGGUGAUGAUCAGCCACAGAGGAAGAAAAGAUACCACAGACAUACUCCUCACCAAAUUCAAGAGCUUGAGUCUUUCUUCAAGGAGUGUCCUCAUCCUGAUGAGAAGCAAAGGUUGGAUCUCAGUAAGCGGCUUGGCUUGGAGAAUAAGCAAGUCAAGUUCUGGUUUCAGAAUCGACGAACCCAAAUGAAGACUCAACUGGAACGCCAUGAGAAUAUAAUGCUUAGGCAGGAGAACGAUAAGCUCAGGGCUGAGAACAGUUUGAUGAAGGAAGCCAUGUCAAAUCCAGUGUGUAACAGCUGUGGUGGCCCGGCGAUUCCUGGCCAGAUUUCAUUUGAGGAGCACCAAAUUAGAAUUGAGAAUGCUAGACUAAAAGAUGAGUUGAACCGUAUAUGUGCCUUAGCAAACAAGUUCCUUGGCAAGCCAAUCUCAUCACUGACCAGUCCCAUGGCUCUCCCAACCUCAAAUUCUGGUCUGGAACUUGGCAUUGGAAGGAAUGGGCUUGGUGGUUCAAGCACUCUUGGCACUCCCUUGGCAAUGGGACUUGACUUGGGAGAUGGAGUGUUGGGCACUCAAACUGCGAUGCCUGGGAUUAGACCACCAUUGGGGUUGAUGGGAAAUGAAGUUCAGCUCGAGAGAUCUAUGCUUAUAGAUCUUGCAUUGACUGCCAUGGAGGAAUUGCUAAAGAUGACUCAGGCAGAGAGUCCUCUUUGGAUUAAGAGUUUGGAUGGUGAGAAGGAAGUGUUUAACCAUGACGAGUAUGCAAGGUUGUUUUCUCCUUGUAUUGGUCCAAAACCCACUGGUUAUGUAACUGAAGCUACAAGAGAAACUGGGAUAGUAAUCAUCAACAGUUUAGCACUUGUGGAAACUUUGAUGGAUGCGAAUCGAUGGGCAGAGAUGUUUCCUUCCAUGAUUGCUAGAGCUAUCAACCUCGAUGUUAUAUCCAAUGGCAUGGGUGGAACAAGAAAUGGUGCUCUACAAGUGAUGCAUGCCGAGGUUCAGUUGCUUUCACCACUAGUCCCCGUUCGUCAAGUGAGAUUCCUCCGUUUCUGUAAGCAGCAUGCAGAAGGUGUAUGGGCUGUGGUUGAUGUUUCUAUUGAUAUUGGUCAUGAUGCUGCUAACGCACAGCCAUUCAUGAGCUGUAGGAGGCUUCCUUCUGGCUGUAUUGUGCAAGAUAUGCCAAAUGGUUACUCUAAGGUUACUUGGCUUGAGCAUUGGGAGUAUGAUGAGAGUGUUGUACACCAACUUUAUCGCCCACUGCUAAGUUCUGGUGUUGGAUUUGGUGCUCAUAGAUGGAUCGCCACUCUCCAAAGGCAGUGUGAAUGUUUGGCUAUCCUCAUGUCCUCUUCCAUUUCAAGUGAUGAUCACACAGCAUUGAGCCAAGCUGGUCGGAGGAGUAUGUUGAAAUUGGCACAACGUAUGACUAGUAACUUCUGUUCCGGGGUUUGUGCUUCUUCUGCUCGCAAGUGGGACAGCCUUCAUAUGGGGACUCUUGGUGAUGACAUGAAAGUGAUGACUAGGAAAAACGUGGAUGACCCUGGUGAGCCUCCAGGGAUCGUGCUUAGUGCUGCAACUUCUGUUUGGAUGCCAGUGUCACGGCAAAGGGUGUUUGAUUUUCUGCGUGAUGAACGGUUGAGAAGUGAGUGGGACAUCUUGUCCAAUGGUGGACCAAUGCAGGAGAUGGUACAUAUUGCCAAAGGACAAGGACAUGGAAAUUGUGUUUCUCUUCUCCGUGCUAAUGCUGUUAAUGCGAACGAUAGCAGCAUGCUGAUUCUGCAAGAGACAUGGAUGGACGCGUCGUGCUCAGUGGUGGUAUAUGCACCAGUUGACGUGCAGUCACUGAACGUGGUGAUGAGUGGGGGAGAUUCUGCAUACGUUGCACUCUUGCCUUCAGGCUUUGCCAUUCUUCCGGAUGGUCAUGGCAACAACAGCAGUUGCAAUGGGACAAUGCAGAAGGGCGGUGGGAGCGACGAGAGCGGGGGAAGCCUUCUGACAGUGGGGUUCCAAAUUCUGGUGAACAGUCUGCCGACAGCAAAGCUCACAGUGGAGUCAGUGGACACUGUGAAUAACCUCAUCUCAUGCACCAUUCAGAAGAUCAAAGGUGCUCUCAGAGUUGCAUAA